GAACUAUCAAAGAGGAGGGAUGAUUGUAUGUGCUCCUAUAUAGUCAAGCCUUUGCUUUUCCAAACGAUGAUCUGUGGUGUAGGGGUUGUGCUAAGGCAGUGAUGAAACUAAGAUGGCGUGUAGCACAGACAGGAUGAACGGCGGCUAACAAGCUACCUGAACCUCUGAUAACUUUAUGGUGUGAUAUGUGAUUUAUGAAAUUAAACAUUUCAUCUAUUGACCCUUUUACAACUGGAGUGUACCUAAAAAAGGAUCUUAUCAACGACUCUACACUUUGAAUAGACAGAGACUGCGAUCGCUGGGAUGGGCUGAAAAGAGGAGGCCGUAGAACUGCAGCCACCCAGAGAGUGACCCAGUGCCGAACAAUAGACCCUGUGACCAUUCAAGACACCGACCGGCCAGGUCAUAUUUUAUCAUAUUUGGUCAUUAUUAACUCGGAAGCAACAAUUGCCGUUUCUGAAGAAGUAUCCCGACGAAGCACCAACUAUUUUACAACAUGGCGAUGGAGGCCGAGGAGUUUGUGCCGCCGCCAGAGUGCCCGGUGUUCGAGCCGUCGUGGGAAGAGUUCACAGAUCCGCUGGGAUACAUUGCCAAGAUCCGUCCAAUCGCAGAGAAGUCCGGAAUCUGCAAGAUCAGGCCCCCUGCUGACUGGCAGCCUCCAUUUGCUGUUGAGGUGGACAGCUUUCGCUUCACACCGCGGAUACAGAGGCUAAAUGAGCUAGAGGCUGAAACACGAGUGAAGCUCAACUAUCUGGACCGGAUCGCCAAGUUCUGGGAGAUCCAGGGAUCCUCUCUCAAGAUUCCCAACAUAGAGAGACGCAUCCUGGACCUCUACAGCCUUUCGAAGAUCGUUACGGAAGAGGGGGGCUUUGAGCUGGUCAGUAAGGAACGGCGCUGGGCCCGGGUGGCCCAGAAGUUGUGGUACCCCCCAGGCAAGAACAUCGGCUCCCUCCUAAGGUCCCACUACGAGAGGAUCGUUUACCCCUUCGAGAUGUUCCAAUCUGGCACCAGCGUACCGACGACGAAGGCACGGCCGCUUGACAGCGAGGAGGUGGACAGGGAGUACAAGCCCCACUCCAUCCCCCUGCGCCAGUCCGUCCAGCCCUCCAAGAUGAGCAGCUACGGACGACGGGCCAAUCGGCUGCAUCCAGAGGGUGCGGAAGAUCUCAACCCCCACCCUCCCUCCACAGGGUCUCAACACAUCUCCUCGCCUGAACCCACUGAGGAGGACAUUGAGAAGAACCCGGAGCUGAAGAAGCUGCAGAUCUACGGAGCCGGACCCAAGAUGCUGGGGCUGGGCAUUGUUCCCCGAGACAAGAACGCCCGCAAGAAAGACGAGCUGCCUCAGACGCUCACCGUGCGUGAUGCUGGGGCGACCAUUAAGGAGGAGCCCGGCGAGACGAAAGUCACCGAGGGGGACCCCAAAAUCCCAGCGCCUCCCCCCAGCCUCACUGUUAAAGAGGAGGUGAAGAGGGAGGAGGCGGACGGGGACAGGAGCCUGAAGGAGGAGCAGGAGGAGGCCGGCGACGACGAACCCUGCACCAAGAUGACCAUGAGGCUCAGGCGCAACCUCAACAACCCACAGUUUGUGAGUGUGGCAAAGGGGGUGGACUCGUUUGUGUGUCGGAUGUGUGGACGCGGCGAUGAUGACGAGAAACUGUUGCUGUGCGACGGUUGCGACGACAACUACCACACUUUCUGCCUCUUGCCCCCCAUCACAGACCCACCCAAGGGCAACUGGCGAUGUCCUAAGUGUGUGGCCGAGGAGUGUAAGCGGCCAUCGGAGGCCUUCGGCUUCGAGCAGGCGACACGGGAAUAUACGCUGCAGAGCUUCGGCGAGAUGGCGGACACCUUCAAAGCGGACUACUUCAACAUGCCAGUACAUAUGGUGCCCACGGAGCUGGUGGAGAAGGAGUUCUGGCGUCUCGUGAGCAGCAUAGAAGAGGACGUGACGGUGGAGUACGGCGCAGACAUCCACUCCAAGGAGUUUGGCAGCGGCUUCCCCGUCAACAACGGCAAGAGACACCUCACGGCAGAGGAGGAGGAGUAUGCACGCAGUGGCUGGAACCUGAAUGUGAUGCCUGUUCUGGAUCAGUCCGUUCUGUGCCACAUCAAUGCCGACAUCUCGGGCAUGAAGGUGCCCUGGCUCUACGUGGGCAUGGUGUUCUCGGCGUUCUGCUGGCACAUUGAGGAUCACUGGAGCUACUCCAUCAACUACCUGCACUGGGGCGAACCAAAGACGUGGUACGGUGUGCCGUCGUUUGCUGCGGAGCAGUUGGAGGCGGUGAUGAAGAAGCUGACCCCCGAGCUGUUUGAGUUCCAGCCCGACCUGCUGCACCAACUCGUCACCAUCAUGAACCCCAACAUCCUCAUGUCCCACGGAGUACCGGUGGUACGCACCAACCAGUGUGCAGGAGAGUUCGUGAUCACAUUCCCCAGGGCCUACCACAGUGGCUUCAAUCAGGGAUAUAACUUUGCUGAAGCCGUCAACUUCUGCACUGCCGACUGGCUGCCUGCGGGACGCUCCUGUAUCGAGCACUAUCGGCGUCUUCGCCGCUACUGCGUCUUCUCCCAUGAGGAACUCACCUGCAAGAUGGCCGCCUGCCCCGAGAAGCUGGACCUCAACCUGGCAGCUGCCACGCACCGAGAGAUGUUCAGCAUCGUCCAAGAGGAGAGGAAACUACGCAAGGGCCUACUGGAACAGGGCAUCACGGAGGCUGAGCGGGAGGCCUUUGAGCUGCUGCCUGAUGACGAGCGCCAGUGUGAUAAGUGCAAGACCACCUGCUUCCUUUCUGCCCUGGCCUGCUACAACUGCCCCGAGAGUCUCGUCUGCCUCUACCACACAGAGGACCUGUGCUCCUGCCCCUCUGACAAACUCUACCUCAGGUAUAGGUAUACUCUGGACGAGCUGUUGGCCAUGCUGCACAAGCUCAAGGUGAGGGCGGAGUCCUUUGACUCGUGGGCCAAUCGGGUGAAGGAGGCGUUGGAGCAGGAAGAGGGCAGUAGGAUAGGUGUUAAGGACCUGGAGGCGUUGAAAGAGGAGGCAGCUGAGCGGAAGUUUCCGGGUAACGAGCUGCUCCAGAGACUCAACACGGUGUUGCGCACAGUGCAAGAGUGCCAGACCGCUAGCACUGAGUUCCUGACCAAGACACGGAGCAGUCGAAUGACUCUUCAGGAGCUGAGGAGCCUGGUGGAGAGGAUGCAGAUCGUCCCGUGCGCCAUGAGUCAGCUGGAGGAGGUGCAGGUUGUCCUGCGGACUGUGGAGGCGUUUGAGAAGCGAGCCCAGGCCCUGGUGAGCAGCGGCGGGGGAGAGUGGAGCCAGGACCCCCCUCCGGCGGCCGAAGAGCUGCGGGCGCUCCUGGAGGAGGGGGCGUCCCUGCAGGCGGAUCCCCCGGCCUGCGCGCUGCUGCGGGGCCUGCAGGAGCAGGGCCGCUGGCUGGGAGAGGUGCGGCGCACGCUGGGGCCCCAGGGCGGGGAGGGGGAGGUGUCGCUGGAGGUGCUGCGGGCCCUGAUGGAGGCCGGGUGCAACGUGCCUCAGAGCGCCCAGGUGGAGUCGGCCAUGGCGGAGCUGCAGGAGCUGCUCACCAUCGCCGAGCGCUGGGAGGAGAAGGCCCAGAUAUGCCUCGAGCACAGGCAGAAGCACCCUCUCUCCACGCUGGAAGCUAUAGUGAACGAGGCCCAGCUCAUCCCCGUGCAGCUGCCCAACAUCCUGUCCCUACAGGGCUGCCUGAGCAGAGCCAAGGCCUGGGUCACCGACCUGGAGGAGAUACAGAACGGGGAGCACUACCCGUGUCUGGAUGAUCUGGAGGGGCUGGUGGCGAUCGGCCGGGACCUGCCCGUGCACAUGCAGGAGCUGAGGCAGCUGGAGCUGCAGACGGCUGCCGCCCACUCCUGGAGGGACAAGGCCAGCAAGACCUUCCUGAAGAAGAGCAGCCAACACAGCUUACUGGAGGUGUUGUGUCCAUGUGUGGAGAAGAGGAAGCAGAAGGGGGCGGGCUCUGAGCGCUCUGAGCGCUCCGACAGAGACGCUGACGUACUCGGCCUCACGGCGCAGGACCUCCGAGAUCCCGGAGCCAUCGUUCAAGCUUUCAAAGAGGGCGAACGACAGGAGAAGGAGGCGUUGUUACGGUUACAGGAGCUCAACCUGGCCAAGCCUGGCCUGGACAAAACAGCCAAUGAGAAGAGGGAGAGGAGGAGGAGCAGCAGCGAGACCAUGGACACUCAAGACACGCCCCCUUCCUCCUCUGACAAUUCUCUCCUGCGGCAUCAGAACGGCGACAGUCGGGGAGGAGGCGGAGACACCAACGGUGUGACUAACUCAUCCCUCAACCAAUCAGUGUGCUUGUGUGGCUCCCCGGCCCGCCCCCCUCUGCACCGUUGCCACCUCUGCAAAGACUGGUUCCACGGCGGGUGCGUGGCGUUCCCCUCGCCACUGUCGCUCCCGGCCGCCGCUCAGAGCCCCCUCUGCUGGUGGGAAUGGGACACGCGCUUCCUGUGCCCGCGGUGCCAGCGCUCGCGUCGCCCGCGUCUGGAAAUCAUCCUGGCGCUGCUGGUGGCGCUGCAGAAGCUUCCGGUGCGGCUGCCCGAGGGCGAGGCGCUCCAGUGCCUGACCGAGCGCGCCAUCACCUGGCAGGGCCGCGCCAAGCGGGCGCUGGAGACCCCGGAGCUGCAGGGGGCGCUACAGAGGCUGCAGGAACUCAGGGAGGAGCACAGGCAGGGCGGAGAGGGAGAGAAGGAUGGCGAGGAGGAGCAGCAGGAAGAGGAGGAGGGAGAGGUCGGGGUCAAGAAAGGGAACGAUGUGAUCGUGCUGUCGGACUCUGAGGGAGGGGAAGGGGAGGAAGCUGUGAUCGACCUCACGGAGAACUCGCCCAAGAAGGCCGGCAAGAGGAAUGGCUGUGAGAACGGCAUUAAGAAGAAGGCUAUAUCGCAUAAAAUCACAGGUGUGGAGUCUCUGAUCCCGGUGUUGGCCCAUCUGGAGGGUCCUGUGAUCGAGCUCUCGGCCGGCACCCGUACCCAGCUGGAGGGGCUUCGGCUGGAGGGGGACCUGCUGGAGGUCACCCUGGACCAAACACACACCAUCCACACGGUCCUACAGGCUGCAGGCAAACCCCCUCGCCAGGAACUACACGCACUCCUGCUGAUUGAGAUCCAGGAGCAGAGGAAUUCAGGUCGCAGUGGGAAGAUGAAGGACAAGAGGAAGAGGAAGAGCCAGCGGGGAGAGAACGGCCUGUCCGAGACGAAGAAGACGCGCCCGCUCAACCACUCAUCCAUCCAGCUACACUCAGAGACGUUGUGAUGAGUGUUGUGCUCUGAGGGCUGUUCUGAGAGCGGUGGCGCCCCCAGCAGGCAGCAUGAGAGGAGAACAGAAGAGUUCCCCUGGGCCCUGCCACUUACACACCACCAAGAGGAUUCAACGCAGGACACACACUUCUCCGUUUCCACUUCUUAAGCUACUACACUCAUGAUAAACACACACACAUACACACAUAUAUCUGUAUUUAAGUUUUUUUUUUUAAUGUUUUUCUUUUUCUUUUCUUUUUUUUUUUCUCUCCACAAACUCCUGCAUAGACACUCCCCUGGUUUAUCCCCACGGCCUGCCAGUCAGUUAUCCAAACACACUCCACCAUGUCUCCUCUCUCUUCCUCUCCACUCCACUCUCUGCUCCCCCUGUCUGUGGGCCCCCUACUGGGUGAGCAGGCCGCAGCCGCAGCCUCGCCUGCCUGCCUCUGCCUCUAUUAGGGGAGGAUUAGUAGGGGAUUAAUGCCCCUGAGGUCAGUCUGUCAGAGCUCUGUGUACUGUUGAGCGUCCCAAGCUGUGUUCUAACGCUGAUGUUUCUGAGGAGAGCGCUCGGAGGAGACACGCCACCGGCUCUCGUUUGUAUUUGUUGUUAUCGAGGAUCUGGAGGACGAAUUGCGCACACACACACACACACACACACACACAGAUGGCGGCGUGGGACGUGAGGAUGUAAUGUGUAUUUUUGUUUUUCGCCUGGAGUCUCGUGUUUAUAGAGGCUGUCAAAGAAGAAGAGGAGACAUCUUGAAUCUGUUAAAUGAUAAAAAAAAAAAAUUAAAGAACAUUUUGGGAAGUGUGAAAACAGGCAUUUUGUGUUUUUGGUGCUACUUUCCCAAAAUAGUUUUUCUUUCUUUCUUUCUCUCUCAUUCUCUUCCACCCCUGCCCAUUUGACUAAUAUGAGAUUUCUCCAAACCUGAGGUUUUCCUUCUUUUUUUUCCUCUGCACUUUUUUAUUCCUCUGGUCCUGUCGAGACCCCCAUCUCUCUCUCGCUCCCUCUUCAGAAACUCCCCAGUGUAUAAAAUCUUGACUGUGACUCACUUUAUCCACAUUUUAUUUGGUCCCUGGGUUAUAAUGACUAUAUUAUUAUUAUAUUAUUAUUAUUACUGGUAUUGAUAUUGCAGACACGCAGUUGUCGUGAGUUUGUGUAUAAACAUUUUCAUUUAAAUGUUGCCUUUUUGUUUCUUUUCACUCUUGUUAGGAAAAUAAAGAUUUAGAAUUGUUUUAGGAAA
Messenger RNA from Clupea harengus (Atlantic herring), 6524 nucleotides. RefSeq names its product lysine demethylase 5C (gene kdm5c). Gene Ontology annotation, biological process: chromatin remodeling; regulation of DNA-templated transcription. Gene Ontology annotation, molecular function: histone H3K4me/H3K4me2/H3K4me3 demethylase activity; DNA binding. NCBI's taxonomy places the organism in Eukaryota, Metazoa, Chordata, Actinopteri, Clupeiformes, Clupeidae. Gene Ontology annotation, cellular component: chromatin; nucleus. The record is from RefSeq and is a predicted model, not a curated record.